Messenger RNA from Salvia miltiorrhiza (redroot sage), 1474 nucleotides. RefSeq lists its product as uncharacterized. The record is from RefSeq and is a predicted model, not a curated record. Lineage: Eukaryota; Viridiplantae; Streptophyta; Magnoliopsida; Lamiales; Lamiaceae. The coding region runs from base 377 to 1474 and encodes 365 amino acids. The transcript has 3 exons.
UAGAAAUAUCUAGAAUCAAGAUAUUUUAAGAAGAAAAAGAAAGAAAGAAAAAUAUAGAGAAUUCUAGAAAAAGUGACUAAGUGAAGAUAUUUUGUAAUAGUAAAAUAAGUAUAAAAAUCUAGAUAGAAAUCAAGAGAAUUCUAGAAUUCUCACUUGAUUACUAUAUAUAUGUGGAGGUUGUAUCAAUUGUAGAUAAUGAAGUGAAUUGAAGAAAAAUUGUGUUAGUAAACAACAAUCCUCCCACUCAAAUUCCUAAGCACACACACGUCCACAACCAAUUUCUCUAAAUUUCCUCCUACCAAUUAAAUAAAUUCUCCAUUAUAUAUUCUUAUAUUCCAACAAAGUGGUAUCCGAGCCAUAAAAUCCUACCUGUGGAAUGGCCAACCUACAAUCGUUUCAAGUCCCCGUGCUCAACAAGAGCAACUUCGACAAUUGGAGCAUCAAGAUGAAGGCACUAUUAGGAGCCCAUGACGUUUGGGAGAUCGUGGAGAACGGCUACGAGGAGCCGCGGGACGAGGCCGCACUAUCCCAACAACAAAAGGAUAGAUUGCGAGAUGCGAGAAAGAGAGACAAGAAGGCUCUCUGUCUCAUUUAUCAAGCGCUAGGGGACGAUGAUUUCGAGAAAAUCUCGAAUGCGAGUACCGCCAAAGAAGCGUGGGAGAAGCUCCAGAACACGUGCAAAGGAGCGGAGCAAGUAAAAAAGGUACGACUUCAAACUUUAAGAGGAGAGUUUGAGUCUUUGCAUAUGAAAGAGUCCGAAUUGAUUUCGGAUUAUUUUUCAAGAGUCUUGGCGGUAUCUAAUCAAAUGAAAAGAAAUGGUGAAAAGUUGGAGGAUGUUAGAAUUAUGGAGAAAAUAUUGCGCUCACUAACUCCAAGAUUUGAGCAUAUAGUAAUCACAAUUGAAGAAACUAAAAAUUUGGAGGAGAUGACAAUCGAUCUCUUGUUGGGGUCCUUGCAAGCAUAUGAGGAGAAACAAAAGAAGAAGCAAGAAAUUUCAGAGCAACUUUUAAAGUUGCAAGUAAGCUCAAAAGAUAAAGAAGAAAGCUCGAGCAACAGCCACGGACAAUACAAAGGAGGACGUGGUCAAGGUCAAGAUCGAGGCAGAGGCCGUGGACGUGGACGUGGACGUCGACGAGGACGAGGAGGCUUUGUCAACAGUGGUGAAAGAAAUGAGUUCACAAGUGGUCGAAGGAGGAGCAACCCACAGUCUAGAAAUGAAAAAGUAAGGAUUGAAGAGAAGGCCAAUUACGCCAAAAAUACAAGUCAAGUUAUUGCAAAUAGUGAAAAUUGGCGAGUUGCAAUGGACGAAGAGAUCAAAGCUAUAAACAAGAAUGAUACGUGUGAGCUCGUGACACUACCGGAAAGGCACAAGACCAUUGGAGUCAAGUGGGUGCAUAAGGUUAAGAAGAAUUCCAAAGGUGAUGUUGAAAGAUAUAAAGCAAGGCACGUUGUGAAAGGAUUUCGCCAAAUUUAG